AUGGAUCUCGAGUGUUCUCAUCUCGUUCUUGGCCUCGGUUGUAACAAGAGUACUACAAGUAAUACAAUCAUUUUCUACCUGACUCUCGGCAUCGCUUUUCUCCUCUCCACAUUCACUCUAGCGUUCAUUCUCGGUCAUCAUCGCCUUCGCAAACGACGAUUCAUCUUCCAGUUCAACAUCAUCUUGGCAGACCUAGUUAGUCUCAUCUGCCGUCUUGUAGCAAUCUUUCGAGGGCGGAACUUUCCAGCGAAUAUCAUACGCGCUUUCUUGAUGACGCCCCUGGUCGUUUCCACGAUCAACAUCCUCUUCGUAGCUUUGUAUCAGCUCAUCACCAUCCGCGUAGACCCCUUUGGGGUGAAGAACAUCAUCACCACGGCGAGAUGCUUCGUCGCUGCCGUCGCAUCAUGGGUGGUCUGCGCCUGCGUUAUGUUUCCCAUUGGCUAUUUGGACAAGACCGACGGGGUUAAUGGAGAGCUAGCCGUCUUCAUCUUGACGCUUCUCGUGUUCCUUCUCACCGGGGUAUGUCUGAGUCUGAUUUAUGGCGUGGUAGCCAAAAUGCAAUGCGAUAAUGUUCAGAUGGAGGAAAGGAAGGAAGACACCAAGCGAGUCCUGCGCACCUUUGCUAUUGUCUACUGCACCUCUUUGAUCGCUGGCACCAUGACACGUGCUCUAUCUCUUAAGCUUUACGUGACGAAGACUUUUUUUGUACUCGAGGCGUUCUUCAAUGGCCCAUGUUUCAUAUUUUUGGUAACACUGGUAACUGCUUUUAACUGGAUAGCGAACUGUGUGGUUUAUUUGUGGAGGCUGAAAGAAUUUCGUUCGAUUGUGUUUUCUUGUAGUCGAAACAGGAGGGUGGAGGCUGUCUACUGA
This is a messenger RNA of Strongylocentrotus purpuratus (purple sea urchin), 870 nucleotides long. RefSeq lists its product as uncharacterized. The record is from RefSeq and is a predicted model, not a curated record. NCBI's taxonomy places the organism in Eukaryota, Metazoa, Echinodermata, Echinoidea, Camarodonta, Strongylocentrotidae. The transcript is spliced from 2 exons. The coding region runs from base 1 to 870 and encodes 289 amino acids.